GGUCCCUGGGGUCUUCGCCAUGCCCCGGUCCGAGCUUGGCGGCUGCUUCUUUCUCUUAGCUCUCGGCAUAUGCCUGGGGCUGCAACAAAGCCACCGCAACGUGUUGCUUAUCCUGGCGGAUGAUGGAGGCUUUGAGAGUGGUACAUACAACAACAGUGCAAUCUCAACCCCACACCUGGAUGCCUUGGCAAAAAGGAGCCUGAUCUUCCAUAAUGCCUUCACCUCAGUCAGCAGCUGCUCCCCUAGUCGUGCUAGCCUCCUGACUGGCUUACCGCAGCAUCAGAAUGGAAUGUAUGGCUUACAUCAGAAUGACCAUCAUUUCAACUCCUUCAACAAGGUGCGAAGUCUGCCUCUGCUUCUCAGCCAGGCUAACAUCCGCACAGGCAUCAUUGGGAAGAAGCAUGUUGGACCAGAGCCAGUAUACCCAUUUGACUUUGCCUACACAGAGGAGAAUGGCUCCAUCCUUCAGGUGGGGAGAAACAUCACCCGCAUAAAGCUGCUGGUCCGAAAAUUCCUGGAAACCCAGGAUGACAGGCCCUUCUUCCUCUAUGUUGCUUUCCAUGAUCCCCACCGGUGUGGACAUUCUCAGCCAAUGUAUGGACCCUUCUGUGAGAAGUUUGGCAAUGGAGAGAGUGGGAUGGGGUGGAUCCCUGACUGGGUGCCCCAAACUUAUGCCCCAGAGGAUGUACAGGUCCCUUACUUCAUCCCUGACACCCCAGCAGCCCGAGCUGACUUGGCUGCUCAGUACACCACUAUUGGCCGAAUGGACCAAGGGAUUGGACUGGUGCUGGAAGAACUGAAUAAAGCUGGCUUCCUGAAUGACACCCUGGUGAUCUUCACUUCAGACAAUGGCAUCCCCUUCCCUAGUGGCAGAACCAACCUAUACUGGUCAGGCAUAGCCGAGCCCAUGUUGGUGUCUUCUCCAGAGCACCGAAACCGUUGGGGCCAAGUCAGCGAGGCCUUUGUCAGCCUCUUGGACCUCGUGCCCACCAUCUUGGAUUGGUUCUCCAUACCAUACCCCAGCUAUCGCAUCUUUGGUACCAAGACAGUCCAUCUCACUGGUCACUCUCUCUUGCCUGCACUACUAGCAGAGCCACCCUGGGCCACAGUCUUCAGUAGCCACAGUCACCAUGAAGUCACAAUGUACUACCCCAUGCGCUCUGUGCUCCAUCAGAAUUUCCAUCUAGUUCACAACCUCAACUUCAAGAUGCCCUUCCCUAUCGAUCAGGAUUUCUACGUUUCCCCUACCUUCCAGGACUUGCUUAAUCGCACCAGGUCUGGCCAGCACACAAACUGGUAUAAGGACCUCCACCACUAUUAUUACCGCGAUCGAUGGGAACUCUAUGACAGGAAACAAGACCCCUGGGAGACCCAGAACUUAGCCACUGACCCCAACUAUGUGGAGGUGCUGGAGAUGCUGAAAGUUCAGCUGACCAAGUGGCAGUGGGAGACUAAUGACCCCUGGGUAUGUGCUCCAGAUGGUGUCUUGGAAGAGAAGCUCUCUCCCCAGUGUCAGCCACUCCAUAAUGAACUAUGAGCCUUUAAUGCCCAUCUUCUCCCAAAAUGUCCUGCCUUGCUGAUGAUUGAGCGGGACCGAGGGAGAGCAUCUUUUUGUCCUAAGAAGAAUAAGCCCCGCUAAAUCCUCAUUUCUAUCUCUGACUGAGCAUUAUUAUGGGGUCAGACAAGCGAGGUACAAGUCUCAUUCCCUGUACUGACCCUUUAAGUUGUCCCAUAGUCACCAUAGGGAUAUGGUUGAGGCUCCACUGCCAAUGUACCUGACUUGGACACAAGUGAACUGUAAGGUGAGGGUGUUAAACAGAGGCCCUAGCAGGAAGCAGGGUUACUAGCAGCCAUGGUGAAAGUCAGAUUAUAGGUCAAAAUGGUCCUAUUUUUUCCUGUGGUCCUAGGUCUUAAAGUUUGGAGGAACCUUACGUCUCUAGACAGAGCCUCUCUUAUAAGAAAUUUUGAGGAAAUCUAGUAAAUAAAAAAGAAAAAGGGAAUCAAGGCUCUGUUACCCUUGGUAUGCCUAAGAGGUAGCCACCCACCCACUCACAGGCUUCUACAGGAUGAAGGAAUUUGAGAGGACUCAGGUCUUUGCAUCUGCCUGUUGUGGUGGUUCACAUAAAACUUUCUCAGGGUGAGAAGAUGAUGUAUUAAUUUCAAUAAACUCUCAGAUAGAGAUAA
Messenger RNA from Phascolarctos cinereus (koala), 2184 nucleotides. RefSeq names its product N-sulfoglucosamine sulfohydrolase (gene SGSH). Gene Ontology annotation, molecular function: N-sulfoglucosamine sulfohydrolase activity. The record is from RefSeq and is a predicted model, not a curated record. Gene Ontology annotation, biological process: heparan sulfate proteoglycan catabolic process; glycosaminoglycan catabolic process. NCBI's taxonomy places the organism in Eukaryota, Metazoa, Chordata, Mammalia, Diprotodontia, Phascolarctidae.